Molecule: messenger RNA, 2685 nt
Organism: Lodderomyces orthopsilosis Co 90-125
Lineage: Eukaryota; Fungi; Ascomycota; Pichiomycetes; Serinales; Debaryomycetaceae
Exons: 1
Coding region: 1-2685 (894 amino acids)
Cellular component (GO): cytosol; nucleus
Molecular function (GO): protein phosphatase binding; protein phosphatase regulator activity
Source: RefSeq, a predicted model, not a curated record
AUGUCUGGGCUGUUUUGGAAAUUUAGCAAUGGGUUCACAUCCCUAUCAAAUAUUACCACCUUACUUGAAAACUAUAAUCUGAAUCAAGAACAGAAUGAUUCCCUGUCGGUGAAUACGAAUAAAGUAGAAGAAGAACAGCGUGACGUGCUUAUUAAAUUAUUGGAUGAAAAUGACUUACUACAGGAGCUUUUGUCUAAUAACCCAAUGUUAUUGGAGUUUUUGAGAGAUGAACAUGUGUUGAGUAUGUUGGUUGAUAUUGUUAUAUCAAACGAUUCUGAAACGGAGACUCUGGAGGAUAAGAAAGGAGCAAAGGGAAAAGACACAGUCACCACUCCAAAAGAUGCCAGCAAACCAUCUGACUCGAAAGAAGAGGAGACUCAUGAAGAACUGUCGUCCGGUGACAAAAGGGAUGAAGAAGAACCAACCCACCAAGACUCUGGUGAUCUGGAUGACCAAGAUGACGAAGCGGAGGAUGAACUGCCUGAAGAUAGGUUCAGACGAAGGGCAACCUUGGCGUCUGAAGUUCUCAGUGCCGAUGUCUGGUCUUUGACUGAUACUGUGAUGGAGUCUACUGAAAAUCUCAAUAAGUUGUGGAGUGUCUUGGAUUCAAAGGAUGCACUUGACAUUCAUGUGUCAACACAUUUUAUGAAAAUUAUGGAGCAUUUACUCGACAUGAAAUGUGAUGAAAUGAUCACCUAUCUUAUAGACAAUCAACCAAAUUUGGUGGAAAAAUUUAUCAACCAUUUAUCUAAUCCACCAUUGAUGGAUUUCUUGCUAAAAUUAAUUUCCACUGACAAACCUGAUAACUCGACUGGUAUAAUAGAAUUCUUGCAAAAUCAAGACCUAAUUUCACACUUGAUAAAUGCAUUGGAUGUGUCAGAUGUUCCUGAGAGUGAUACAGAGAAAGGCAGCAAAAGUCAUGAGUUACUUUUAAUUGAACAAAGCUCAGCUGCAGACUUUCUCAAGGCACUAAUAACGAUUUCAGCAAAUUCUACCGCUGAUAAUUCAACUAUAGGACCCAAUGAACUUACAAGAGAGCUUGUUUCGAAGCAACAAAUGACUAGGCUAUGUGAUAUCAUGCUUAAAGGUGGGUACGCCUUGGCAAAUGGUGUAGGGAUUAUUAUUGAGAUCAUCAGAAAGAACAACUCAGACUAUGACAUAUUGCCUGUAUUAUAUAUCACCUUGGAAAGUCAUCCACCAACUGGAAGAGACCCAAUUUAUCUUGGUCACUUGUUGAGGGUAUUUGGAGAACGAAUUCUGGAUUUUAAUGAGUUGUUGAUCAAAGAGCAUACUGAUUCUAAAUUGAGAACACCGUUUGGUGUGAUUCAACCAUUAGGAUUUGAGAGAUUUAAAAUUUGUGAAUUGAUAGCUGAGUUGUUGCAUUGUUCUAACAUGGCAUUGUUGAAUGAUAACAAAGGCUUCGAUGUUGUGAAAGAGCGUGAUGAAUUGAGAACAAAAAUGAAGGAGUAUGAUCCAAUUAGCUUUAAGUACAAUGAGGCUAUCACGUUACCUCAUGAAGACGAAGAAAACGAAGAAAUUAAUGAUGCUGAUGAGACAGGCAACUCAAUCAGGGACGACACUAUUGAUGAAUUUAACAAGCAGGAGGACACCAUUGACGAGGAUGAACCACAUGCAAAUUCUAAUUUAACUGAAGAACAAAUUAGGGCAAAUCCAGUAGUGGGUGACUUUUUGAAAAUUGCAUUGUUCGACACGCAGAUUAUUUCCAAUAUAUUAUCAAUGUUUUUCCGCUUUCCUUGGAACAACUUUUUGCACAAUGUUGUGUUUGAUGUCGUGCAACAGGUAUUAAAUGGAUCCAUGGAUAUUGGAUUUAAUAAAUUUUUGGCCAUUGAUUUGUUUCACCUGGCUGAUAUCACCAACAAGAUUAUCGAAGGUCAAAGGCUAUGUACCGAUUAUGAAACCAGCCACAACGGUUUACGUUUGGGAUUUAUGGGUCAUUUGACCUUAAUUGCGGAAGAGGUUGUCAAGUUUGUGCAAUUGUUCCCAUCAAACACAUUGAGUGAAUACAUUAAUGAAAAAAUUGAGAGCGAUGUGUGGGAGGAUUAUGUGAGUAACGUGUUAUAUGAUACUCGAGAAAAGUAUAAUGCCAUUUUGGGGGGAAAUGAGGAUGAAGACGACAGAGAUGAGGAAGACAAUACAACGUUUGACGAAGGGUUGGGUGAGAUUAUCGAAGAGGUUAAAACUGGAUUGGUUUUCCAUGACGAUGAGGAAAGAGAAGUUGAAGAGGCUCAUGAUGAGGAUACUGGUAAUGGUGACGACGAAGAGAAGAGUGACGAAAGUAAAGCCAAAGAUAAGAAGGAUUUGUUAGAUAGUGAUGAAUCGGAAUCUGACGAGGAUGAUCAUUUUUCGAACUACAUGUCGCAACAACUCGCCAAUACUUCAAAUAACGCAAACCAGGAACGUGAAGAGAGUUCAAGUGAGGAAGAUGAGGAUGACAAACAUAUUACAAAUGAAGGUGACGCUGAUGACUAUAUAGAUCCUAAUGAUGACGGUAUGUCAUACAAGAAAUCCAACCCGUUGUAUGAUAGUAAGGGUGAAUUGAAAAAUGCACAUCCUGAGUUUGAUAAGGAUGCAGAUGACGAUUCAGAUUCAAGUUCAAACUCAAGUUCAGAUGAGGAGCUUGACGCAGAUGCUCCUAAAUUGACGAGAUCUGCAAGCAAAAAUUAA